Dunckerocampus dactyliophorus (ringed pipefish) is the source of this 4598-nucleotide messenger RNA. Its product is annotated as D-amino-acid oxidase-like. NCBI's taxonomy places the organism in Eukaryota, Metazoa, Chordata, Actinopteri, Syngnathiformes, Syngnathidae. The record is from RefSeq and is a predicted model, not a curated record. The transcript has 11 exons. Bases 65 to 1099 code for a protein of 344 amino acids. Gene Ontology annotation, molecular function: FAD binding; D-amino-acid oxidase activity.
CAGUCGGACUGUUGUUGUUAGCUCUUGGCUUUGCUCACAGUUGAUCGACUACCACUCUGACGAAAUGCGUGUGGCUAUAAUAGGUGCUGGAGUCAUUGGUCUGUCCACUGCUCAGAGUAUAUAUGAGCAGUACCACUCCUUGGUCAGUCCACUGACCAUAGAGGUGUAUGCAGACUGCUUCACCCCACUGACCACCAGUGAUGGAGCGGCAGGCUUGUGGCAGCCGUACUUUAAUGACAAUGACAACCUCAAGGAGAGAGAAUGGAAUAAACAGACCUUUGACUAUUUGGUGAGUUGCCUCAGUUCACCCGAGUCUGUAAAAAUGGGUGUUUUCCUCCAGUCUGGCUACAACCUCUGCACAGAACCAAGUCCUGAGCCUUCCUUUAAAGAUAUAGUCCUGGGCUUCAGGCGUCUCACAGAGCGUGAGCUGCAGAUGUUCCCUGGCUACAGCGACGGGUGGUUCAACACUACUGUCAUGGUGGAGGGUAAGACAUACCUACCCUGGUUGAUGGACUGGUUGCAAAAACGAGGUGUGAAAUUUUAUCACAGGAAAGUUGGCUCAUUUACAGAGCUGUCUAAAUGUGGAGCAGAUGUGAUAAUAAACUGCACUGGUGUAAGAGCCGGAGAGCUCCAGCCUGACCCUGAGCUCAAGCCAGGCCGAGGACAAAUAAUAAAGGUGGAUGCCCCAUGGUUGAAGCACUGGAUUUUGACCCACCAUUCAUCAGGGGUUUACAACUCACCGUACAUCAUUCCUGGGAGUCGUCUUGUGACAGUCGGUGGGUUGUUCCAGUUGGGCAACUGGAGUGAACACAAUAAUAUCACUGAUCAUAAAAACAUUUGGGAAAAGGCUUGCCAGCUCGUACCUAGUCUCAAGCAUGCCACGAUAAUGUACGACUGGACCGGCCUCAGGCCAGUUCGAAAUACAGUCAGACUGGAGCGAGAGACAAUACAGUGUGGUCCCACUGCAGUAGAGGUGAUUCACAACUAUGGCCAUGGAGGUUUUGGACUCACCAUUCACAGAGGCUGUGCCCAGGAAGCAGCCAGGCUUUUCGGCCAGAUCUUGGGCCAAAAGGGGGUGGGACCAAAAGCUCACCUGUGAAUUUGUUUGUGAUUCAGUUGGAAUCAAGUCAUUGAUUUUUUUCAGUGCCUUAUAAGGCAUACACUCGAUCAUGCCCUAAAAGUACAGUAUGAGUAUAACAUGAGAUCACAUUUAUAAAUUUAGAUCUUUUUUGUUUACUACGUGUAACCCGCCCUGCUUCACACUGGCCGCUCCGGGGCUCGAACACAAUACCUUCGCAAUGGGAGACGAGAGCACUGACCACACGGCCAAAAGCCUGGACUGUUGACCGCGUGUUCAGCGCAGCUCUCAAGGCAGACGGAGUGAGGUUUACCAACGUACACUUGCACAGCCUCACAGGCUGGCAUCCGUUACAUACAGAAUAACAAAAACUAUCCAUCUUCUAUGCUGCUUAUCCUCACUAGGGUUGCGGGUAUGCUGGAGCCUAUCCCAGCUGGACUGGUCUCCAGUCAAUCGCAUGGCACUUAUAGACAAACAACCAUUCACACUCACAUUCAUAUAAUAAAAACCAACAAAACAAAAAAAACAUGGUUAUAAUUCACAUCUGAAAGAAACUAUGUAAGAUUUUUGAAAGUUAUUAAUAUAUAACAGCAAAAAUCACUGCUCUUUUUCAAGGAUCUUUUUACUGCAAUAUUGCACAUUUACAUCCAGUGUAUUGACAAGAAUCAGUGCACGUAGACACCUAAUGCAGCAUUUUGUCUUUACACUGUUAGAAUCAAUACUGUAAGAACUAGCUAGAUGGGCAUCUGCUAGUUCGUUUUCCUUCCAAACGGACUGGGCAAAAUACGGUGGUCUUCACAUCACCUUGAUACAAAGAAAUGCUCGACAACUAAACAUGUUUGAUGCAUUAUUUACAGGGGUACGAAAUAAGACAUGAUUCUGUAUGUAAAGUAAACAGUAACCCAAUUAGAUCCUAACACAUUGUUUUAAGUAUUGUAAUCAAAUAAUUAUUUUGAAUCAGGAACAUUUAGCUUUCAAAAAUACACACAAAGAGAUCUCUUUUUACUUGAAUUCUGCAUCAUUGAAUGUUUUCAUUUUCCAAAACGUAAUACAUACUUGAAUUACAUGAAAGGUUAACACACUUGGCCAUUGUCUUUGUCAAGAUCAUCGUGUAAAAUGAUUGUUAGCGCUACUGGAAUUAUGUAUUUUUUCCAAUUUCUUUUGAAAACCACAAGUUGAAUGACAAAUUUUACAUUUACCCUUGGGCACCAUCUAAUGUGUUGAUGUAAUGUAUUUGAUAUGAUUUGGCCAUUCUCUCUAUUCUGCAGUAAAUGAAAAAAAACAUUUUAAUAUGCGAGAUUGUACUUAAAUACUCUCAAUACAAAUUAAAUGUAUAAAGCGGAUGUUUUGCAAGUAAAUAAAAUUAAGUAUUUAAGGCUUUCUCAGUUGAAGUAUCGGUCGCUAUCGUAUGACUUCUGAUCCCUAUACCAAAACUUUUUGUCCUUUUCAUUUUCAACACAAAGCAAAUUUCUUCACUUUUUCAAGAGUCUCACUUGUCCCCCACCAUUUGUGGCUCAAUCCCGCAUGCCAUGUCUUCCAGCCAUCCUGUUGUUGGUAUACAAUGGUGAAAUGGUGACAGCAGUGGUGGUUGAAGACUAUCGAGUGCAGUGAUAUGACACGGUUAUGCUGUCUGUAGCCGCUUUAGGGGCUGAAGACGCACGCAGAAACGUGGUCUAGGUUUUCGUCAUUCAUUGCAAUACAGUAAUGUCAUUAUUACUCAGUCCUGGGAGCAAGAGCUCGAGUGAGGGAUUUGCCCUGAUCUUUGUGAGGAGGCCCGGCCCGUCAUCUCCUGCCCCCACUGACGAUGGCUGGACUCCUGCAGGGCCCGGCCUGUUGUCUCAAUUGGCAGUGCACAAGAGGCGAUGGCGGCGAGCAGGCAGCAGCAGCAAUACACUGACAGAGCCAAAUACACAGACGACUCCAACAACACCUGCAGGAUAAUGUCAGCAGGGAAAUUCUCACGUUAUAUAUCACUUUGUCAUAAAAAGAACACAAUUUGACAGUUUUUACCUGUGCGACAAAAGGUGUGAUGAGGGCACCAACUCUGGCCAUUCCACUGCUCGUUCCCAAUCCUAAAGCUCUGGUUGCAGUUGGAUACACCUGUGCAGUAUCACAAUGUUCUUUACUGUGAUAUAGGUUUGAUUUGAAUGAAUCUAUUCCUAUGAAGUGAGGGUAAACACUGUGUGUGUGUGUGUGUGUAAGGAACCUCUGGGGUGUACACAUAGGCAGCUUGAAAUCCCCCUGAAAUGAAAGCUCUAGCGAUGAAUAUCAGCACCGUCAUGGAAGCUCUGGAACAAAAUCGGAAGCAGCAAUGGUGGAUAUAUGACCGACACAAUUUGAUUUUAAGAAAACGGGUAUAUUUAUCUCAAAUUUGCCAUUUUACCUCCCCACACAACCAUAAAGAGGAAUGAUGCACAGAGAGAAGACCAGGAAACACAAGGCCAUAGUCUUCCUUCUUCCUAAGCGAUCGAUCGCCCACAAAGUCACCAACAAUCCUGUGGAACACGACCCCAGAACCUUAGUUUAUGUGAUGCAGUCACAUAAACUUUUCAGAAUAAACAUUUAUUAUCUUUCAUUUUAUGAUGUAGUCAAACAAAAUAAUCGCUAAAAAUGCUAUGUAAUUCUAAGUAUUCCAAUGUAUUACCUGGGAAUUCUGAUAAGGUUGUCCAUAAGAGGUCUUUAUAGUCAUCACUGUUCAGAUAUUUACACUCCAAGCUGCAUCGCAGCUCCAUCUUAUUACCUUUGGACACUAGAGAGAAAUACAGAACACAUUUCAAACAUUUCGAAACAUUGGCUGUACUAAUGUAUUAAUGGCUGUACUAAUCCUGUCAUAACUAGCCAAGAAUCUCAUAUUCAUGACUUUACCAGCACUAUACAGUCAAAAAUGCCUGACUAACCCAAACCCUAAUUGCAUAAUUGAUUAAGAGGUAUGGUGUGUACACAGUAUUUUUUUUUUUUACGUACAGUACAUUUAUUUUAUGAUUAAGUCUUCUGUAAUGUGUGGGAUUAUUGUUGUGCUGUAAUUUUAGAGAUGUUGCUGGUGCCAAACAAGCCAUAAGGAUCUUCUUUAUAUCCAUAUAGUUGCAGUAUGUAGAUGAAUACUGUUAAUAGUGUGUACACAAAUACAUCUGUGUAUAUUUAACAAGUGCAAUAAUAUCUGCACACAUUUGUGUGUAAGAAACAUGUCAAAAUGUAACAACACCAGCAGCUUAUGAUACUACAGCACUCAGUACUUAAGCACUUUGGCACUCAAGUACUUUAACACUUUAGCAUGCAGGCACUUUAUGGCUCCCCAAACUCAAGGUUUUGUCAAGUGUGAAUGGUUCUUUGCUUAUUGUUAAUCUGUUUGAUUACUGUUUUACUUUUUUUCUUUUUUUUAAUAUCAAAUCUUAUCGUUCUUGUACUUUAUCAACUUACCCCCAGGGACUAAAGACAGAAAUUAGCCACUGGCUAUAAUCUUGCAUGUUUACAUGAAAAUGUUUAUCAAUAUGCACUGUGCCUGUCUUUAUGAAAUAAAUAA